Zerene cesonia (dogface butterfly) is the source of this 692-nucleotide messenger RNA. RefSeq lists its product as uncharacterized. NCBI's taxonomy places the organism in Eukaryota, Metazoa, Arthropoda, Insecta, Lepidoptera, Pieridae. The transcript has 4 exons. The coding region runs from base 63 to 689 and encodes 208 amino acids. The record is from RefSeq and is a predicted model, not a curated record. Gene Ontology annotation, molecular function: arylformamidase activity.
UUUCGGUUUUUAGGAGAAUAUGUGUCAACUGUGGAAUUCCUGGAUUAGGCACUGGAUUACACAUGGGACAUGUAGCAGCUACCAGUUCUAUGCUACCGUCAGUUAUUCCCACGGAAUACUUGCUAACAAGACUGGAAGUAAUAGAUAUAAGCUAUUUGGUGAAAGUGGAUCCAGGGCUGGUUCUCUCGCUAGAUGUCGCUUUGCAGUGGCCCGCGUUGAAGCAUGAUCCACGCCAGGCUACGUUAAUUCUCUUCAAGUUUGGUUGGUUGCUAACCGACAAUUUUGUUAAGGGCUGCAUAUGUAGGAUACCUGGUCUAAGUUACGAGCUAGCAGAGUAUAUAGCCAGUAACCUCACACACGUGGUGGGAGUAGCUACUGACGCCCCAACAUUAGAGUCUGAAGAAACACGUGAAAUGACUAAACGAACUGUUGCCAACGCACUAGGAAAAACUGGGAUUUAUAUUAUAGAAAACGUUAAUCUUAAAAGGAAACUGCCGGAGCGCGGUUGCAUGGCCCUCGCAUCGCCGCUAAAGCUCCUCCAAGCCAGCUACGUACCAACGCGUUUCGUUGUCUUCUGCCCUUCACACAAAACUGAACAGUACGUCUCCAUCGCACUUAAGAAGACAAGCCACCCCGUGCAGAUAAUUAAAAACGAUAUCAAUUUAAAUGAGAUUAUGAAUACAUUAUAACCA